This is a messenger RNA of Paralichthys olivaceus (Japanese flounder), 1787 nucleotides long. NCBI's taxonomy places the organism in Eukaryota, Metazoa, Chordata, Actinopteri, Pleuronectiformes, Paralichthyidae. The record is from RefSeq and is a predicted model, not a curated record.
UGUUCUUCAUGUUCCCCAGCUGUUCUCCAUCUUGUUCUCUGUCCUUCUCUCCAGCCUGUUCUUCAUCAUGUUCUUCGUCAUCUUCACACUGAAUCAUGUUUCUGAGGAGCAAAGUGAAACCGUGUGAGUGAUGAAGUUAUAAUUGUGUCUCUUCAGGUCUGACAGGACAUCUGUUCAUGGUUAAGACAACAAACUGAAAUAAUCCUCCAUCGUCGUGGCACUGUGAAGAUUCUCUUCAUUCAUCACCAGUCUUGACUUGUGCUGGAAACAGGUGCGUUUGUUUUGUGACCCUCAACAGGGGCAGCCUCCACCUCACCUGAGAUCAGUGCGUUUAAAGUUUGAGAACGUGUGGACACUGCAGCUGUCUCUGACGAAGGCCUCAGUCCUUGGACUUCUGUCUGACUGUUUGAUAGUGUUCUGCUCUGCGAAGCCUUUGUUUUGAUCCAUCAAUAAGCUGAUGAUGGCGGAUUCCAAUCUACAGCCGGCGGCAGCAGCAGACCUACUGAUUGAACCGAUUCUUACCUCCAAGGAACUGAUAACAACCACCGUGACGGAGGGGCCGGGCCAGAUGAUGGAGUCAGAUGUCGUAGCUGAGGUCCCAAGCAAUAAUGGGGACGCAGACAGUCCUCCACCUGGCAAAGGCCUGAAGGAGGAGGAGGCCAUGUCUUCGAUGCUGUCAACUGAAAACGGGACGAUGACUGCUGUCACCACAAAAGAAGAAUCUUUGUCCACUCUGCUCAGACACAUGGAGAAUGAGGGGGGACGGGACAGAGGAGGAGACGCAGGUCUGGACCUAGAGGACAACUCAUCUGUAGCGACAGCCGGUGGUUCCGAAGACCAGCAGGAGUCCACAGACUCUGCGUCUUUCUCCAUCCCCAGUCUAGAGCUGUCAGACGGGGUCACAGCCAAAGGAAACUCCCAGGACAUGGAGGACGGCAUGUCCUUGUCCAUCUCUGCUGCGGGUGCGCAGGGCUGUGCUCUGUCCGCCGAGGCUGGCGAUCUGAAAGAUGGCGAGGUGCUGGAGGCUGCAGGGGGCUCUGUCCCUGCAGCAGCAGCUGCUCCUCCUGCUGCUGCCUGCUCCUCCUCGUCAGCGGCUCCAGAGGCAGCAUCUUCUGUACCGGCGUAUUACCUGGUGAAGUGGAUCACCUGGAAGGAGAAGAAGACGCCAAUCAUCACUCAGAGUGAGAAUGGACCCUGCCCCCUGCUGGCCAUCAUGAACACACUGUUUUUACGCUGGAAGGCUAAGCUUCCUGCUCAGACGGAGGUGAUCACCACUGAGGACCUGAUGGCUCACCUGGGUGAGGUCUCAUAGAGCUGUGAGCCAAUCAGCUGCUGAGUUUGUCUGCUCUGUAAUUUCAUUGUAAAACAUUAAAGUAAACGCUUUUAUUUUGGUUGUUGCCAAGAUAAAAGCCAGCGUGUCACACUGAUGUCACUGUUGCUAUGGAAAUGGACACAACGACCACAAAUACACCUGUGUCUUUUUGUAAUGAGACGAUUCUACAGAAGUGUUUUGUCACAGAUGACGACGAAGAGGAAACUAAAUUCGAUCAUCCGAGUUGUUGCCGGUUCGACAGACAUCGGAAUUCGUCAGCUGUAGUUUUGUGUUUCACAGAGCAGUCACGUGACCUCGUUCAGUUUGAAUGUUUCUGGGCCAUUGUUGGUAAAAAUAAAAUGAAUCAUCGCGCAGAUGACACUCAGCUGUAUGUUUGAGUCACAGCCACUUCAGGUUCCCAUGGUUACCAACAGACGUAAAGUUCAUCAUGUGCCCAAAAAUGUGAUUCAUGCAG